Messenger RNA from Aedes aegypti (yellow fever mosquito), 1908 nucleotides. It is a transcript of the gene Golgin84, whose product is annotated as golgin-84. Gene Ontology annotation, cellular component: Golgi cisterna; Golgi membrane. NCBI's taxonomy places the organism in Eukaryota, Metazoa, Arthropoda, Insecta, Diptera, Culicidae. The transcript is spliced from 4 exons. Bases 145 to 1788 code for a protein of 547 amino acids. The record is from RefSeq and is a predicted model, not a curated record. Gene Ontology annotation, biological process: retrograde transport, vesicle recycling within Golgi; Golgi organization.
CGACAUCGAAAAUGUUGUUUAUCUUUCGUGUUGCAAAACAUUGCAGUGUAGUUUGAAAAGUUUUUAAAUUUUUCAAGUGAUUUAAUUUUUUUGGGCUAAAACUAUGCCCCAUAUUGACUGCAGUGCCGUUGAAUUUUAGUGAACAUGUCCUGGCUCCAGGAUUUGGCCGGAAAGGCCGAAAACAUUCUUACCAAGAUAGACCAAAACGCAGCCACAGUUUUGACCCGUCAAUCGGCCGAAGAAAAUGGUGAUGUGGAACCACUACUGGAAGUCACCACUACCGUUCCUGCUGGGGAAACCCCUCUGGCAUCCGUGAAACUUCCGGCCCCUAAAGCACUCUCGCUGAAUGUUAAGGCCGGAUCCCCGAGAGGGAUGGUGCGAUCUGCUUCUUCGGCUUCACACGAGAGGAACCACUUUUUCGAGACUGAAGGAGGAGGAUCUGCGAAAUCCGAAAGGCAAGCUUCAUCCAGGAGGAGUUCGAUUAGCUCUAAGAGAGACGGAACCGUGAUUGAGUUUAAUGCGAAUCCUGUAGUUGUUAGUGGAAGUCAAGAUUCUGGGUACUCGUUGGAGAAAGAAUUAGCAGCAACGAAAAUAAUUUUGGCGGAAGUUAAAUCUGAACGAGAUGAACUGAAGAUCGAAUUGGACAGUGCCCAAAAUCAGUUGAACAAUGCUGAACAGGAAAAUAAGGUCAAAGAACUGGAAGCUCUUUGCCAAGCUCUGAUUGACGAGAAAAAUGAGCUAUAUGUGAAACAAACCUCCACCCAGGAAUCAAACGCCAAAUAUAUCAAAUCCAUAUCGGAGCUGGAAUCGAUAGUUUCAAAGCAUAUUCAGAACGAACAAGAACUUCAACAAAAACUAGAGAUAGCUAAAACGGAAACACAAAAUGUCACUACAGAAUUACAGCAAUAUCGAGUUCGGGCUCACGCAACGCUCCAACUUAAAGAAAAAAUGAUCGAACAACUGAAAGAGAAUGUAAUUCCAAAUGCUAUGAACAAAAAUCCCAACGCAAACUCCGAGCAAAUAAUGCUCAUAGAGCUCGAACAGCUGAAAAACGAACGACAAAACCUCAUCGAUGAAAUCUCAGCUCUCAGCGGAAAAUUCGAGCGAAGCAAACUGCAAUGGCAAACGACGGAGGACAGGUUCAACGGAACCGUCCGGGAACUUGAAGGAAAAGUAGAAGAACUGCAACAAAGACUCAACGUAGAAACUACGAAACUCCACCAGCUGGACGAUGAUUUGGGCAUUAAACAGAAGGAGCUGCUCUCGGCGCGAGAAGAACUCGUUAAGCAGCGGACGGCCUUUUCCGUUAAAGUUCAUGAAAAAGAAUCGGAAAUAACGAAGCUGCGCAACAAGAUGCACAAUCGCCCCACCAGCCCUUCUUCCGAUUUGGAGCUCAGAUUGUCUUCACUCACGCAAUCCCUGGUGCAGAAGCAGAACACUCUGGAAUCGAUAACCGCCGAGAGGAAUGCACUUCGUCUUCAGCUUGAGAAAUUAGAUACUCAAUAUCGAGGUGUAGUCUCGCAGGUCCGACAGCAACGCGCGCCAUUCAUGAGCUCCAACGAAACAGAUGAUGCCAAAUCGCAAGUGCCGAACUUCAUGGUCGAAAAUCCCUUCGACAACAAAAUGGCUAGACGCGUUAAACGGGCUUACUCGUCGUUGGAUUCGAUCGGCAUUCGACUGGGAGUGUUUCUGCGUCGAUACCCGUUGAUUCGGAUAUUGGUGAUUUUCUACGUGGCUCUGCUGCACAUGUGGGUCAUGUUUGUGCUGCUCUCAUCUACACCGGCGUAAGCUGAAAUGGUGGGGCAAACUAUUUUACGGUAGGUAAUUGUAUGAUUGUAUAUAUUCAUGACUGGCGAUAACAUAAGGUUCAUAAUAUAGUCAAUGGCAAUUUAUACAUCUUCAAACGUC